AUGUGGAUAGCACAAGGCAUGAUUUCAUAUGAGAAUAUUGGAGACAAGGAGGACACUUUAAUGGACAUCGCUGAGCUGUACUUAAGUGAGUUAGCCUCCAGAUCCAUUGUUCAAGCUGAAAUUAAUCUUGGUUAUGAUGUCGGAAUUACAAAAUAUGGUACAUGCAAACUUCAUGAUGUAGUAAGAGAACUAUGUUUGAAAUUGGGAAAAAAGGAGCAUUUUGGUGUGCAGAGUUUGGAGUAUAAAGGUGGGAAACGUAGUACCUUACAACAGGAAGCUUCGCCGCAUAUGAAGAUACAACAUCUGGCAAUAUAUUUCAAGAAUGAAGUCGAGUAUGAGCAUAUAGUUGCUUGUGGAGAAGAUACUUGGGAGCAUAUAAGAAUGAAGAAUCUCCGACAUUUCAUAGCAAGAAUACACGAUAAUGAAAGCUUGUCAGCUAUCAUGAAUGGAAUUAUGAACUGGAACAAGAUACAGAAUUAUCAUCAAGGACUAGUCUUCACCCAGUGCUCUUCACAAAAAACGAGUCUUAGUAAAAGAAGAGAGACAUCAUUUACGCCGCCGCUGGUUGGGUGUGGCUACGACGUGGGGUCGGCGGGAUGGAAGGCUACUCCCGGAGAGGCAGUGGUGUCGAUUGCUCUACAAACCAUCCGUGAUUUGCUAUCGGAAGAGGGAAGGUUCUUAUCUGGUGUAGGCAAUCAAGUCAAGGAGCUCGAGAGGCAGCUCAAAGAGAUGAAGUGUUUUCUAGAAGACGCUGAUAAAAGACGACAUGAAAGCAGAACCAUCACCAAUUGGAUCUCACAGAUCAGAGAUCUCGUCUACAGAUCCGAAUCUGCCAUUGAAAGGCACGCAGCUUAUCAAGUUUCUUCAAGGAGAAGAGGCCUCCGGCAGUUCGUCCGCAAAUAUUCCUGCAUUUUGGAAGAUUGCAACUCACUCCACCAAUUAGGGUCCGAGAUUUCAGAAAUUACAUCAAGUCUGGAGAGGAUAAGCAAGGGUAUGCAAGAAAACGGCAUAAAAAGAAGCAUAAUCAUGAAUCCAAAUGGAGAGGGGGAAAGCUCGGGUGGAAACAACAUGUCAAGGAAGACUUUCCCCUAUUUGGAGAUGGGAGAUUGCUUUGUAGGCAUGGAGGAUGAGGUGGAGCAGCUUGUUCAACUCCUAAGGCAAGAAACAGAGGAUCGAAUUAUUUCAGUGUGGGGAAUGGGAGGCUCAGGCAAGACCGCAAUUGCAAAGAAGCUCUACAACGAGACGACCGACUUUGACCUCUCGGCGUGGGUUUGCAUUACUCAGCAAUGUGAGAGUCGAUCAGUUUGGGAGGAUGUUCUGAGGCAACUAGAGAAUCAGAACAACAAGAAGAUAUGUGUGUCAACUUCAAAUCUGAACAAUGACCCAAGAAUAAGGAAGGAGGUUCCAAGUCUGAGCAACUCAGAGUUGAUAGAGAGACUAUGUGAGAUACAAAGAGAGAAGCGAUGUCUCAUAGUUUUGGAUGAUGUUUGGGAACUUUCUCAUUGGGAGGAGUUGAAGCAUCCAUUCAUUGUCCAAAAUUUGCAGAGCAAAAUAUUGGUGACAACACGGAAACAAAACGUGGCAGAGAUUGGAUUGGCAGUGAAACUUGGGCUCUUACACAUGGAUGUUGCUUUGGAACUACUUAAAAACAAAGCAUUUGACCAUGGCAACAUUCCAGACUUUGCUUUGGAAGAAAGAUUUGAGAAAAUUGGGAAAGAAAUGGUGCAGAAAUGUGGGUACUUGCCAUUGGCAAUUUCUUUACUCGGCGGGGUCUUGAGAAAGAAAAACUCGAUGGUGGAGUGGGAAUUAGUAAAUGAGGAUAUCAAAGAAGUCAUAUAUAGAGAUGAAAAACAGAUUGAUGGAGUUCUAAAUUUAAGCUAUGAAAGUCUACCCUAUUAUUUGAAGCCUUGCUUUCUUUCUAUGAGUAUAUUCAACGAGGACGAAACCAUACCUGCUUGGCAUCUAUAUAAGAUGUGGAUAGCACAGGGCAUGAUUUCAUAUGAGAAUACUGGAGACAAGAAUAAAAAUUUAAUGGACAUCGCUGAGUUGUACUUAAGUGAGCUGGCCUCAAGGUCCAUCAUUCAAGUUGAAAUUCAGUAUUGUUAUGAUGUCACGGAUAGAACUAGAAAAUACGGUACUUGCAAACUUCAUGAUGUAGUACGAGAAUUAUGUUUGAAAUUGGGGAAAAGGGAGGAUUUUGGUGUGCAGAGUUUGGAGUAUCAUGCUGGAAAGCUUAGUACCUUACGGGAAGCUUCCUCACAUGUGAAAAUACAACAUUUAACUAUCAAUUUCAAAAGUGAAGUCGAACACGAGCUUGAAGCUGCUUGUGGAGAAGAUACUAGCAAACAUAUAAGGUAUCUUCGAAUAUCCAAUCUCAUAAAAUCAAAUGUUCUUGAGUUUCCCCCGAAAAGUAUAGUUGAUUUUCAGAAAUUUAAAUUGCUGAGGGAUCUAGUCAUCGUGAGAUUCAAAUUUGCAGGAGGAAAGUUACCAAAAGGGAUCACUAAUCUUGUCCACCUUAGAUGUUUGCGUUUAGACGCAUGUGAACUUGAUAAGCUACCGUCAUCCAUGAGGAAUUUGGUAUACAUGGAUACCCUUGAUCUAAGAAAUUCAAUUAAUGUUGAAGUUCCAAAUGUUUUUAAGGAGAUGUUGCGAUUAAAACACAUGGUUUUUCCUGUUUAUGGAAAUAAAAAAGUUGGAAAUUAUCAUGUAAGAUUCGAUGAAGGGGAAGGAGCUAGCAAAGUGCGGGAGCAACUUGAUGAGCUCGAAGCUCAGGUUUUUGGAUCUGUUUGGAUGUGA
Messenger RNA from Salvia splendens (bonfire salvia), 2796 nucleotides. Its product is annotated as putative disease resistance protein At1g50180. Gene Ontology annotation, molecular function: ADP binding. The record is from RefSeq and is a predicted model, not a curated record. Gene Ontology annotation, biological process: defense response to other organism. The coding region runs from base 1 to 2796 and encodes 931 amino acids. The transcript has 6 exons. Lineage: Eukaryota; Viridiplantae; Streptophyta; Magnoliopsida; Lamiales; Lamiaceae.